This is a messenger RNA of Syngnathus typhle (broad-nosed pipefish), 2889 nucleotides long. It is a transcript of the gene tmem200b, whose product is annotated as transmembrane protein 200B. Lineage: Eukaryota; Metazoa; Chordata; Actinopteri; Syngnathiformes; Syngnathidae. Bases 680 to 1897 code for a protein of 405 amino acids. The record is from RefSeq and is a predicted model, not a curated record. The transcript has 2 exons.
UCGUUCACUCACGAGCCAACACUACUGCAAAGGAGCCCGACUUGAGAGCGGCUCCCUGCCCUGCCGCCGAACGUCAGUCAGCCUGCCUCCCUCCACGGGAUGAGAAGAAGGCAGUGUGUGUCGCGCAUUGCGGAGGAGAUGCGGGAGCCAACUCCGCGUCCUCUUUCUUGGCUGUGAACGCGCGCGGUGGAAUUCUUGCCAGAGCACCCAUCCGCCUUGUUGGUGACCGCCGGGCACCACGAUCUUCUGGCUCCUCAAACUAUGAGCAGGCUGCAGCGGGCAUUUGGGAAUACAGGCAAGUUUGAACAAGUGGACCCACGUACACGUUGCGUGGAUUGGAUGCUGAUGCUGACGCUCCCUCCUUCCCUCCCUCCUUCCGGCAGGCUGGCUGGCUGGCUGGCUUUUCUUUAGGAGACCCAAUGUUUAAUUGAUGUCACAACGUGCACGGAGAGGAAGGACUGACUGACUGACUGCAGCAGCGCAAAUCGCCGCCGCCGCCGCCGCCGCCACACAUCGGCUCGACUAGUAAAGACGUUUCGAAAGGAAAAGCGUGAUUUGGCCUUUUUUUCCUUUUCCAAAUGCCAAGUUGUAUUCUCCAAACGUCAACUGGUGGCUCUGCAGGAGAGAUGCAGUGGCCAAUAAGCUGGCGAGCUUCCCGUUUUCCUGCAGACAACAGCAGAUGAGCACUUUCAAUCGGGCUCUGAGCGGGCAUCAUCACCUGGAGCCAAGCUCUGGAGUGACGACCCUCAGCAUGAAGACCCAAACCGGCAAAGUCACCGCAGCAGCAUCGUCGGGCCGGCGAAAGCCCCGCUUCACCUUGCGGGGCCGAAAGAAGAAGGACGGCGUGAUCCGAGGCAAGCUUCGCCUCCGUUCCGUCGCCGGAGCCUUCUUGGUGCUCGGGGUCAUGGUGGUCACGGUGGGCACGGCUCUGGCUGUGGCCGGGUACCGAAUGUCACGUUUGUCCAUUCCGGGAGCCGCCGAGGCCAAUGGUCUUUCCCAACCACGGGGGAAUUGGAGUCUGGGAGCCAAGGGCUUCCUGUCCCCCGUCAGCAUGAUCCACUGCGAGCGGAUGAAGCUGCUGGGUCCCGUCAUCAUGGGGGUGGGACUCUUCAUCCUCAUCUGCGCCAACACCGUCUUGUACGAGAACCGCGACAGAGAGACUCAAAUGCUCCUGGCUCAGAUGCGCAACGUCAUCUGCUCCGUGUCUGCCGCCGUACCCUCGGCGGACCUCCGGCAAAUGGCCUUGGCCAACGCCGUGUCCAAACAUCACUGGGUGAGCACUUUGCCCGCCGCCCAGCUCAACAGCUUAUGUCGACAGCAGCUGGCGAGUUCCGAGCCCGUCCUGCAGAGCGCCGCCGCCGCCGUCUACCGCCAGACGGAGGCUCUCCAUCAUCAAGAGUCGUCGUCGGCGCCGACCUCCACCGAUUGCUCCUCCUGUAAUUCCAGCCGGAUGGACUUGGACGCUCAGCGUGAAGCCCGGCUGAGCUUUAAGAGCCGGGCCGAGGACGAGGCCCAGCUGGCCGACUGCCUGAUGUCGGCCAGCUCCAUGUCCACCCUGGGCUUGGACGACGCGGACAGUCCAGCCGCUCAACCUCGACGCUGCCAUAGUAUGAGCUACAGGACUAAACCUUACGUGGCUCAAAGUUCUUUGUCGGCGGAGAAAGCAGAUCAGUCCGAUUGGAGAAGAGGGCCGCUUUCCGGAGUCAGCGUUGUUAACAUUCCCGGACAGGUUGCGGACGAGCACCCUCAUCGAAGCUGGCCUCGGCUAGACCUGGGCGUGGGCAGACGCUAUCUGAAGUUGGACAACAAAGAGGACUCUGUGGACAAACUGCUGGAUCACUUAGAGCAGCAAUCUUCUCAGUGGGAUAAGAGUUUUGGUUCAGGACCUUUCCAGUGAUCAACACUCAAACAACCAGGAAGUCAUCAUUUUUUCAAUGAUGAAAGUGAACAACUAACGGUUCUCUUACGCCCAGUGAGUUCUGCGCCAUUUGGAGUGUCUUGAGCCUGUUGACGGACAGUCACAAUUGAUGCACAGAUGAAUCGAAGGAGAACAAGAGCUGCUCUCAUUGAUGAGCUAAACAUUGGUUUUUUUCCAGGUGGACCAGUUUGUUGAGCGCAGCAAGACUGAAGGUUGAAGCAGACUCGGUGUUCUCCCGGAGCCAUGAGUUGUCACAACUGUGUCUGGAUAGAAAUGGGAUGACAACAAUGCAUGUACGUUUUCUACGUUAGACUAAGUUACAUCUGCAGAGAAGUGUCCGUUCCGUGUUGGGUCCAUGUGCAACAAGGAAAGGUCACCCCAAUCGAUUACAACUUAAUUGAUGGAGUCAUUCUCGUGUAUCACCCCCCCAACCCACCCCUAAACGUAACAAGUGCUGAAAAAGAAGCCCAACUAUGUUUUGUGAAGCUUAACAAAAGAAACCCUGACCAAAAAAAAAAAAAACCCAAAUCAGAUUGUUCUGCUCGGUGAGAAAAGACCAUUGUUGUAAUAAAGCAACAUUCCACCGAUGUUUGCCUGUUGCUUGCUAAAGCAGAAUUAGCCUGUCGUGAAAGCAAUGAGAUUGUUUCCCUCCGCUCUCCUGGUAUUUAUGAGUGGAGGGGAGGGAGGGGGCUUCCUCUCUCCCUCCCCCUCUUAAACACACGCACAUAAAUACACACGUAUACACAUAUCUGAUCCAAUGGACCCAUUGCAUUGUGCCGACUGGGCAAAAGAGAUUUAGUGAGGUCACCAUUCCUUCAAUCCAUGUGCAGCGGUGACCUCUUUGUGUUUGUGUGUGUGUGAUGCCUGUUGUGUGUUCUAAAUGUAUACUAAGCAAUAUUAGCAGUGUGACAGAACAAUCAAUGGCUGUCUUGCCCUUUGUCAAAGCACUGCAUUAAAAAACAUUGCCCUGC